CCGCCACCUCCGGCGACGGCGGCGGCAUUCGCGCGGGCGCAUUCGCCAGAGGCGGCCGCGGCGGUGGCGCGGAUCGAUCCCUCGAGGCCCGUGCGGUAGCUGCGGCUCGCCGUCCCCUCUGCCUCGCUCGCUCGCGCGCCCGCCUCCGAUCCUUCCACUUCCACGCGAAAUCAUCAGUUUAGCCAAUUGGGAAGAAGGAAUGGCGAGCACUAUUAAUGCCAGAACCUGGUUGGAAAAAUGACUUGGUACUUUGGUAGCAAGUUGUCUAUUCAUCAAUAAGAGAUGGUAGAUUCCAAAGCAGAGUUGUCAAAAGAUUUGUGAUUUGGCUAGCUUCCCUACUCGCUAAAAGGAGAACUGAGGUAUGUGCUACGUAGCAAUCAUCUUUAUUUUUUCUGAUCAGACUGCAGCUGCUUUAGUAUCAUAUUGCUUAUGUAUUACGACAAUAUGCUUCCUUGUCACCUCCCAGUUGUAUUAGAUUUCUUAAGAAAACAUCGUUGAGACUGGAGAGUUGACUGUCUUUAUUUAAUCUAAUCUUCCUUCUACAAAGAGGUUGAUGCUUGAACUUACGUACCACACAUAUUUUUUUCAAUUCAUUUCACAAACCAAAUCUGGAAAAAUUAUAUCAGCACUGUAGCCAAAUCAAUUAUUUGAAUCCACAUAGGAGUAUCAAACUAGCAUAACAUAACUUUUUGCUGGACUAGCUCGAUAGCAUUUUGACCUUAGAGAAGUACCCUGUGACCCUUGUCUAUUAGUGCCUGUCACACACAAGGAGCAAGGAAUAAUUAGGCCAAGGCAAAUUCAAAGACUACAGAAGAACUUUAUCAUGGCAUAUGAGACUUUAUGUUCACCUUCCAUGUAAAGGUAUGGAAUAGCCAAUGGUGGGACAACUUCCAACUAUCCAAGAGAAUACUCUUCUACAUACACCAAUGGUGGCACAGCUUUCGGUUGCUGUCAUUGGUUAUGAACCUGUUGCCUAUUCAGUGCUCGUAUAUUCUUCAGUAUCUAGAUUGGAUUCGUGACCUCUCUCCUUUUCUUUAUACUUUACGCUCCAAAGAAGUACUAUUCACCCACGAGGCCUAGGUUCGAUUAGAAGUCACCAGCAAAGAUGAAGUAGACAACAAAUCAUUGAUAUGUAACUGUAUACCACAGUUCCUCAUCUCCACCUGAGUUGCCUAACUUCUGAUAUGAUAUCCUCUGGCCUCAUGAAUGAAGUAUUUAUGGCGAUUUUGGAUUAUUUAUAGAUGUAUACUGCUUUCUGGAAAGUUCCUAUGCGGCAGCUAUGUUUGAAGCAUACCCUAAACAGUUUUGAAACCUUCAAUCGCACCAUGAUGCAUGAUUUUUGGCCUUCUGCCCUUCUCCUUUGCCUUCCAAAUGCAUAGGCUGGAGUAAUUGAUUGUGAAAAAGGAAUUGAAGUAGAUGAUUGUCAUCACAUGAUAUGGUGAGAACAUUUCACUUUCAGCUAUUAUCACCUCAAUCCUUGGUAUCCAAAAUUCCACAUCAAGUCAUACAUACUUACCUAGCUAUCUGCCUACUGAGAUACGGCCGCUGGCCCACUACCUUAGCCUACAGAGGAAGAGCCUCCCCAACAUUCAUCGCCAAACACUGAGCCAUCAGGUUGCAUGUCCAGGAAUGAGGGGUUUAUGCACAUCAUUGUCAGAAAAAGAGAGUUGUGAAAUUCAGGGGCACAAAUUAAAAAUUUGCGCACAUAUUACAAGCUGUGCAAAACGUCAACAGCUGGAGAUUCCCCCAUCUCCCUGGUGACUUGGUACAAUAAUUGUCCAAGUUGGGUUCUUUUACUAUUGACCUUUUCCUGUUACCAUCAACCCUAAUAUUGUACUGAAGGGCUCUAAACUGGUGAACAAAAGUUGUGUGCCUUUAUCCUCUUUCAAUUGCUUCAUGCAAUGCAAAAACUGAUACUGGAGAUUGAAUGCCACAGCAUCGAUGCCAAAUUAUGUUAAAAAUAGUAAAGCUUCAUGCCAUAGGGCUUGCUGCAGUACAUCUAGUCACUUCACUUGACUUACUUUUUACUUCAAUGGCAUGGUAAUAUAGCUCCGUGGAGUCACUUUAAUCCAUAAAUUACUCAUUCGAUUCAGUUUUGGGACCCAGUUUCUUGUCAUGACAACUGAUACACAACCGAGAGAUUGUUCAUGGUACACUAUGCAUUGGAUCUAUGGUUUAACUAUGGUUGUUCUCAGUCUCGUGCAUUUGCACGUAGGGUCAAAAAGUGACAGGUUGUCGGUCACCUUUGUUGGCCCGUGUAUCAUUCACUCAUUUUUAAUGGAAACUAUUGUGCAGCUGGAGUAUUUUUCUUCCUUUUUGGUGGGUGUCCACGAAUAUCUUAGGUUCUUGAUAGAGCCUAUCAGCCUACGAAAUAUCUUCAGUCAUCUUUUCCUCUCUUUUUUUUCCCUGAUUUCUUGUUGAUUAGAGGGCUAUUUGAUGAGUGCUAGUUGUGAUAGGUAAAAUCAAUUCAAAAUAAGAUUAGAAUCUGAAUAGGUUAAGCAUUCUCCCAUUUGAUCCAUGCAUGGGUACCUUAUGAGUUCUCAUGAUUCAGGUAUUUAAUGACUUUUACCUUUGGUAAAGGAGACCAGAGCAAGUGAACUCUGAAAUAUAUUUAUCUCUCUGUGCUUUGUCAUAUGUCUUCUUUUACACUUCUGGACUAGAUAUUUCUGCGUGGUCCGAAAUGUGCUUAGCCCUGUAAUGUCAAAAUUCUGGGGCAUUACCAUGAAUCAAGUGGAGGAGUUGCAGCGCAAAUUAGCUCAUAGUAAUUAAACAUGUAUAUUACCGUACCACUACAUGUAUUUUUGUAGAACUAAAGAGGAGCCUUCAUCUUUUUAAUAGAUGGAAACAGAAAAUAUCGAGAGAGAAACUUAAACCAAAGUUUUAGUUAGAUAGCAUUUAUCAACAACUUGCUAAGUGGACUGAAUAGAUGAGAAGAAAACAUUACACUGUUGUAAUAACCUUAUAAAUCUAAAAUGGAACAGAGCUGGAAAUGGAACAUGUUUGUAUACUACAAGCACAACGUCUUAGUUUGGAAAAGAACAGAGCUGGGCCCCAUGAUGGCUGGAAAAGAACAGGGCUCUGUCAGCCUUGAAGAAAAGAGUACAUCGAGGAGAGAAUAUUUCCUCUGGGAGAUGGCAACAGGAGAAUCAGUGUUAACCCUGCAACCAAUAUCCAGAGAAUGUGGACCAUUGUUUUUCAUUUUGUAGGCCAUGCUGAAGGGAACUGGGAUCGUGGAAUCUCCCAAACACCUACUAAUACUGAUGCUGCUGCUGUACUACAUCAUCAGGAAUCAACUGGGGAAGGGAGGAAUGCUAGUAACCAGAUGGUAACUGCCAAUACCUGGUUUUCUUAUAAAGGUCAAGAACUGCUGGUGUGUGACGCGUGUCACCACACGUUCUCUAUCGCCCCUCUCUGGAACGGCUCCCCGCUGCUACAGCAAGUCCUGGGAAUAGCAGCAUGAAGAGGACAAUCACUCGUGCCUCACGUUUAAAUUGGCAUGAGCAGCACCAAUCCAGGCACCAGAAGCAGCCAGCGAGCUAGCAAACUCUCCAUUGCAAACUUGUGAGCAUGCAAGCAUCUUCCAUGGAGGCAAGCAAUUGCUCCAUUGCACUUGAAAUCAGCCAUGUUGCAACCCCAGGUUUACCUGUCCUGCUGCUUGGAUCUUCACUGGCUCUGCUUGCUGUGUUUCUGGUAUACUUCUAUGCACCUUUCUGGAGCUUGAGGACAGUUCCAGGGCCUCCAACCAGGUUCCCCAUAGGCCACCUUCAUCUUCUCGCCAAGAACGGGCCGGACGUCUUUCGCGCCAUCACGAAGGAGUACGGUCCGAUCUUCAGGUUUCACAUGGGGAGGCAGCCACUGGUGAUUGUGGCCAAUGCUGAGCUCUGCAAGGAGGUCGGCAUCAAGAAGUUCAAGGACAUCCGCAACCGCAGCACCCCGCCUCCCAACGUCGGCACGCUUCACCAGGAUGCCCUCUUCCUCACCAGGGACUCGACGUGGUCGUCGAUGAGGAACAUGGUGAUCCCGCUGUACCAGCCGGCGAGGCUCGCCGGACUCAUCCCGACGAUGCAGUCGUACGUGGACGCUCUGGUGGACAACAUCGCCGGGUGCCCGGACCAGGACUGCAUCCCCUUCUGCCAGCUCUCGCUGUGCAUGGCCAUCGACAUCAUCGGCAAGACGGCGUUCGGCAUCGAGUUCGGCCUGUCCAGGAAGGCGGCCGACACCGCCGCCGGCGACGACGGAGACGGCGACGACGACGACGACGUGAAGGAGUUCUUGAGGGAGUACAAGAAGUCCAUGGAGUUCAUCAAGAUGGACCUGUCCAGCUCGCUGUCCACCAUCCUGGGCCUCUUCCUGCCGUGCGUCCAGACGCCGUGCAAGCGGCUGCUCCGCCGUGUCCCCGGCACGGCGGACUACAAGAUGGACCAGAACGAGCGCCGCCUGUGCCGCCGCAUCGACGCCAUCAUCGCCGGCCGGCGGCGUGACCGCGACGCCGGCGACGGGGCGGCGCUGGACUUCAUCGCGGCGCUGCUUGACGCGAGAGAGAGCGGCGGCGGCGGGCACGGCGGCUUCGCGCUGGAGGACCGGCACGUCCGGGCGCUGGCGUACGAGCACCUGAUCGCCGGGACGAAGACGACGGCGUUCACGGUGUCGUCGGUGGUGUACCUGGUGUCGUGCCACCCGCGCGUGGAGGAGAGGCUCCUCCGGGAGAUCGACGGGUUCGCGCCGCGCGGCCGCGUCCCCGGCGCCGACGAGCUCCACGCCGGCCUCCCCUACCUCAACCAGGUCAUCAAGGAGGCCAUGCGCUUCCACCUCGUCUCGCCGCUCAUCGCCCGGGAGACCUCCGAGCCCGUCGAGAUCGCCGGCCACCUCCUCCCAAAGGGGACGUACGUGUGGCUGGCGCCGGGGGUGUUGGCGAGGGACGCGGCGCAGUUCCCGGAGCCGGAGGAGUUCAGGCCGGAGAGGUUCGCGGCGGGGGCGGCGGAGGAGAGGGCGAGGCACCCGUACGCGCACAUCCCGUUCGGGAUCGGGCCACGGGCGUGCGUGGGGCACAGGUUCGCGCUGCAGCAGGUGAAGCUCGCCGCCGUCGGCCUCUACCGCCGCUACGUGUUCCGCCACUCGCCGGCGAUGGAGUCGCCCCUCCAGUUCGACUUCGACCUCGUCCUCGCCUUCCGCCAUGGCGUCAAGCUCAGGGCCAUCAAGAGGACCAACACCUGAGCUCACCUCAGCCUGAGCCUAGCACUGUGUGAAGUAUGUGUACAGUAUAUGUGUGUUGCUAAUCUGCUAGUGGUGUGUUUGCUAAGAGAGCAAAUUGCAAAUCUGGCUAGUUUGUAUUUUCAAGUUAAAUUUGUAAUUUAGAAAUCUUGCAGAUAUUUCUCAAGUAUAAAGCAAGUUAUAUUAUGUACAGUAGAAGUUUGGAGAGUUAACUAAUUGAGUGUGUGAAAAGUGUUAAACA
Messenger RNA from Oryza sativa Japonica Group (Japanese rice), 5452 nucleotides. Lineage: Eukaryota; Viridiplantae; Streptophyta; Magnoliopsida; Poales; Poaceae. The record is from RefSeq and is a predicted model, not a curated record.